Molecule: messenger RNA, 3933 nt
Organism: Rhizopus microsporus ATCC 52813
Lineage: Eukaryota; Fungi; Mucoromycota; Mucoromycetes; Mucorales; Rhizopodaceae
Exons: 11
Coding region: 1-3933 (1310 amino acids)
Cellular component (GO): cytoplasm
Molecular function (GO): GTPase activator activity; protein binding
Source: RefSeq, a predicted model, not a curated record
AUGCAAGCUGUAAAUAAUAGCCAUGUUCAGUCAACGUUAUUAACUUUACAUGAUGCUAUUACCGAUUCACCUGUCUAUCGUUCCUCUUCUUUGCAUUUUGAUGAACAACUUGACUUGCUCGAAAAAUGGUUAGAUUCAUUAUCUAAAUACAUGAAGCAAUAUGCAGAAAAGCUCAACAAAUUCAACCUGGAAACAAACACGCUCUGCAAAAAGGUUAUCCCAGUUGGUAUCGACAGUAUCAUGAUUGACCCAAAUUUCACGGGAGCUGUCAUCAAAAACUUUUCGGAUGCUUUACAGACAAGUUUGGCGUUCAAGACUAAAUUGGUUUCGGACCUUGAGGAUAACUUUAUUCAGCCGCUUCAAUCAUUUGUGAAGGUACAACUGAAGGAGUUUAAGGACUUUAAAAAGCAGUACGAAAAAUGCUUGGAAAGAUACGAAAGUCAGCUCUAUAAAUACGUCUCUCAAAGCAAGACAAAGGAAGCCUCGGCUUUACGAGAAGAGGCAUUUAGACUAUAUGAGGCAAGAAAGGCAUAUGUGCGUAUGUCCGGACAACACGUUGUUCGAUUACUUCACUUUCGUUCCCUUCUAGAACACUUUCUUGUCGAAAAGUUCACCUUGGCCACUCUAUAUCACCUCAAGGACUUUGAAGGUGGUUCAGACUCUUGGUCAAGAAUAGAAUCCAAUCUAAGUUCCUGGAAACAAUGGCUACUUGAUGAUAAAGACACAUGCAAUUAUCAAUUACAUCACUUACAGCAUAACCGAAAUGUAUUGGAGAGCGAUUAUCUGAAUAUUAUACGACCUCCUAGAGAUUUGGAUAAAUACACGAGCGCGAGCCACAGUAAUCGACAUUCAUUGGACUAUACAUCCAGCCUAGCCACAAUCAGCAGCCAAAAAUGGGGGUAUCUCUUUAUGAGAACCACCCGUAACAAUUGGAUUCGACGCUGGUUCUUUUUGUAUGAUGGAUGUUUUGGUAGUUGUUACAUCUCAAACAGUCGAUCAAAGGGAAUGGUUGCGAUUGGGGAUCGUGUGUCUGUUCUGCUCUGCGACGUCAAGCCAAUCACAGAUAUCGAUCGACGAUUUUGCUUUGAGGUCGUGUGUGCUCAGCAGCCAUCUUUUGUACUUCAGGCCGAAACAGAGGAAGAAAUGCGUGAAUGGAUCGGCGCAUUUGAAAAAUCAAAGCGACUGAUGCUACAAAACGAACAAUUGGAUUUCAACAAGACGUCUGAUAUGGCGGAUACAGCAGGUGCCAAGCCAAAAGCAACUGUGCUCAGCGAAAAAGAUGCAUCUCAUGAGAGUGAACCAGAAAAACCAUCGAUCGUGUUGUUGUCGAAUGUAUCCGAAAACGAAACGUUGUCCCAGUCAACUUCACUCACACCUCUUUUUGUUCGUGAAGCGGCUCAUUCGAAUACGGUGACUACACAAAGCAUACAUGUCGAUUCAAACCCAACGCAAUCUCCAAGCACGUCCACGACAACAGUGACAACAGUCAACGGCGCUACCAGUGUUGCCAAUAACUCUUCAUGGGGCAUUCCUUGGGCACUCGUGCCCAGCAUGUUCCAGAGCAGUAGCAAUGACGACAUCGUGGGCGAAUUACCGCCUACUUCUUCAACCACAUCUAUCUCUGAUGCAGAAGGAAAUCAGAUCGUGUGGCCCAUACGAACGGACGAUGCGGCAGUGCCAAAAGUCGACCUCGUUGGGUACUCGACGGAUCUUGAUACUUCCAACAAGGAACUCCGACAGCUGUUUGGCGGAGUGGGUCAACAAGAAGUUGUUUUAACAGCCUUUGUUGGUUUACUGAAAAAGAAGCCAAAGAAGACCAUCGAGCAGAUCCCUGAGCUUCCCAUGUCGCCCACUACGCCCAAUCCAUCUGUAGACCAGCUCGAACAAGAGCUCAAUGCCCAAUUACCAACUACAGUAAAAGAACCCGUAUCGACCUUUGGAUACUCAUAUACGGGUAAAGGAUUUAUUACCCAAGAGACAUUUUGGUUCUACAGUUGCAUGAUGAUGAACUGUGUCAACACUGUCGCAGUUCGUUUGACAGAUAUCAAAGCAGUUCGAAUCAUUCGUGAUACCUCCAUCGCCAAUGACGGCACCAACUCUAACCGUGCUCUAGUCAUUGAUCUGGCACAUACCGUAUCUGAGGAACCAUUGGUCUUUAUACCAUUGAUGGAUGACGUCGAGGUACUUCGUGAAAAACUCCAAUUUGCCAUCGAAAACGCAAAAUCAUCCAAGCCUGCGCCUCUUCAAACGACAUACGACGUUGUUCAUUCGUUAUCUGCUUCCAAGCUGAAAGGCAACAAUCAAGUCAAGACCAUCAUCCGGUCUGCUGCAGAACCUCUUCCUUCAGCAAGUUCGAGCGCCGCAUCCUUGCCAGAGCUUUCGUCUGCUACGAGCAAGUCAACAGAUACGAAAAAGAAGUCGUCAGCGCCUCGCAAGUUUUCGGCUCCUGUCAAGCCUAAAUCGGGUGCACUAGCUGCUGCCAUGAUGGCUGCUACAGUAGCAGGCGGUAGUGGGUUCUUUGAGGCACGAAAGGAGCUGCAAGAGGAGUAUCAGAGUAUCCUAAAGUCCAAGAAAUCGAAACCGGUUCUGAAUAAUGUUCCUGUAGAGGAUACGAUAACAGUAGCAGAUCAAGGCGAGAGUGUGGUUACUACCAAUGACGAAGGUGAUGAUGUUCACGCCCCACCCAAGGACUUUAAAGCGCCUACCGGCCCUGUGAGCUGUGGAUGCUCUAAUCAUUUGGAUAAGCUUGAAUCAGAGGUAGAAUUACCUGUGUCUGCCAAGCAGUUGUAUUACCUGUUAUUUGACGACGAUAAUCCAAAUUAUAUCGACAUUUGGGAAAAGAAGACGGUUGAAAAUAAAAGCAAAAAUUUGACCAUGACCAAGUGGGGCAAGGGUAUUGAUGGCAAUUACGAACGUACACUCAAGUAUAUUAUACCUGUAAAUAACGCAAUGGUGAAGUUAAAGGAAGCAGAAGCAAUCGAGAAACAAGUGAUUGAAAAGAAAGAAGAUUAUCUGUGUUAUGUUGUCAUGACAACGACAAAAACGCCACAGCUACCUUACGCAGACGCCUUUGUACCUUACUUGAAGUACUGUAUCACUUGGGUCAGCCAGGAUCGUUGUAAAUUAGCCUGUCAUACAGGUGUCAAGUUUUUAAAGAAUAUCCUUGUGAAGGGUAUUGUCAGCAAAGCUGCUAUGAAGGGCAUGUCUGAAAACCUAGAGAUAUUUGUGCCUAUCGUCCAGAGCGAAGCCAAGAAGCAGUUCCAACCUAAAGGUGCAGAAGUGGCAGACACAGUUUCUUUAAAGAGAGCAGGCACCAUCAAGAGACAGCCUUCAACAACAGUCAAUUCAGAAAAAGACAAGAAAGAAGGCUGGUAUGAGCAGUAUGUGGAUCCUGUUAUUCAGACCGUCCAUGAUACUGUUGAUAUGUUACCGUUUGCUGUAAAGGUAUCAGUAGCCGCCAUUGCCUUCAUUUGGCUCUUAUACAGUUGGCUCUUUUCCUCUUCUCGACCUAUUGAAAAAGCCAGUAGUCAGCAUCAAGUUGUAUCUCGUGCAGUAUACCUGAAAGAUAUUGAUGAGGGCUUGAUUAAUGUAGAUAUCAGAUCAGCUUUUGACGGUUCAGACAGUUUCCGAUUAUUCCUCGAAUCAAAGUCGCGUAAUAAUACAAUUCGAUACCACUGGCACAGCGCACGUCAUCGACAGUUAGCCAUCGACUUACUCUUCAGUAGAGAACGUGUUGCCAUGCUGCGGCACGACGCCUUGGUGCUUUUCCAACUUGUAAAUGAAGUGGAUACACAGUUACUUGAGAACGAGUAUAUCAAUUGGUUAUUAGACGCUCGUUUGCAAUGUCUUAUGCCUGGAGCUGACUAUGACGCACUUUAUUGUGAAGAUGUACAACGUCAGCUCACUAAAUUUCCAGUUAGAUAUAUAAAAUAA